Pundamilia nyererei is the source of this 1149-nucleotide messenger RNA. Its product is annotated as E3 ubiquitin-protein ligase TRIM17-like. Bases 1 to 1149 code for a protein of 382 amino acids. NCBI's taxonomy places the organism in Eukaryota, Metazoa, Chordata, Actinopteri, Cichliformes, Cichlidae. Gene Ontology annotation, molecular function: zinc ion binding. The record is from RefSeq and is a predicted model, not a curated record. The transcript is spliced from 2 exons.
AUGGAAGACAGACAAUUCUGCUGUGCUGUCUGUCUGGAUCUACUCAAGGAUCCGGUGACUAUUCCCUGUGGACACAACUACUGUAUGAGCUGUAUUGAAACCUACUGGAAAGCAGAGAACGUAAAAGGAAUCCACAGCUGUCCUCAGUGCAGACAGGCUUUCACACCGAGGCCUAUUCUGGUGAAAAACACUAUGUUAGCAGAGUUGGUAGAGAAAAUGAAAUACCUCCAGCCUAUCCAUGAUUCCCCUGCUUUUGAAAAGCACAAGCUGGUAGACAAGGUGUUGAAAGCAAACACCUGUUCAGUUCACAAUGAGGUGAUGAAGAUGUUUUGCCGCACUGAUCAAAUGUGUGUCUGUUGUCUCUGCUGGAUAAAUAAACAUAGAGGACAUGAAACAGUUCCAGUUGAAAAAGAAAGGGCAGACAAAGAGAAAGACCUGGAGGUAAUUCUGAAAGAAGUCCAGCGGAGAAUCCAGACCAGAAAGAAGGAAGAAGGAGUACUUGAGAAAGAGAUAGAGGGGAUCAAACUGUCUGCUGAUACAGCAGUGAAGGACAUUGAGAUGACUGUUGAUGAGCUGGUGAGUUUCCUCAAAGAAAACGCCUCAAAUUUAAAGCAGCAGAUCAGAUCCCAGCAGAAAGAUGAAACGAGUCGAGUCGAAGAGCUUCAGAAGAAGCUGGAGCAGGAGAUCGCUGAGCUGAGGAGGAAAGAAGAGGAGCUGAAGCAGCUUUCACGCACAGAGGACCACACCGAAUUUCUACUAAGUUACUCCACAAUGCCCGUAUUCAUUGACUCUACAGAUUCACCAAGCUUUAAAAUCUGUCAGGUUAAGUACUUUGAGAGUCUUCAAAUGGUGAUAUCAGAAGCUAGAGAUAAACUCAAAGCAUUUCUGUGUGAUGAACUGUGGAAGAUCACUCUGACAGUGAGGUCAGUGGAUGUUUUGCUGCCACAAAGUGAUCCUAAGACCAGAGAUGACUUUUUAAAACAUUCAUGUCAACUCACGCUGGAUCCAGAUAUAGUUCACAGAAAACUCUUCCUGUCUAAUCAGAACAGAACAGUUACAGACAUGCUUCAAGAUCCAGAUAAUUCCUGUCUUAAGAACAGAGACAGGUUUUCCAUUGAGCAGCAGGUCCUGAGGUUUCUGGGUCGUUGA